CGUUGGAGCAUGGCCGAGGAGGUGGUCAGUCUCGGUGAUAUAAAAGCCUCCCUUUCCCUGUGUUUACUCUCCCUCUCGACUUUGUCUACACCAUGGUCUUUGGCUUCGCCUCAGUGGGCAGCAUUUUUUGACCUGUGGAAACGUUCGGAGGCUUUUCCUUUCGUUAUACCGACACUCUUUUAUAUACCGGGACACCUCGUGACAGAAGUGCUUAUCCCUUAAUAACCCCCCACAUUCGCUACAAUGUCUUUUCUCGACUCGUUCAGGAGCAGGGUGCAGGGCGGCUCCAAGUCUGUCUACAAGACCAUCUGCAAGCUCACACAGGAGAAGACCAACGGAAAAUCCCGUCUUGGAACGUUCCUCGCGCCCCUCCUGCCAGUCUUCCUGAGCAACAACCCCCUCCCCCACGGCCGCCCCUGGGGAGACAAGACCAUCGUGGGCACCAACCCCUACCAUGGCUGCCCCACCACGGGCGUCAUCCGGUCCUACGACUUCACGCUGAGCCGUGCCACCAUCGCGCCCGACGGGUACGAGGUCCCCGCGCUCCUGGUCAACGGCGCCUUCCCGGGCCCGACCAUCGAGGCCAACUGGGGCGACACAAUCCAGGUCACGGUCCACAACAACAUCACGGGCCCCGAGGAGGGCACCGCCAUCCACUGGCACGGCCUCCUGCAGCGCGGCACCCCCUGGGAGGACGGCGUGCCCGGCGUCUCCCAGUGCGCCAUCGCCCCUCAAAAGUCGUACACCUACCAGUUCCGUGCCGACAUGUACGGCACCUCGUGGUACCACUCGCACUUCUCGGCCCAGUACUCUGGCGGCAUCUUUGGUCCCAUGGUCAUCUACGGCCCCGAGGGUCUCGGCUACGACGUUGAUCUCGGCCCGGUUAUGCUCACUGAUUGGUACCACAAGGGAUAUCUCCAGAUCAUCGAGGAGAUGCUCGCACCCAACGGCAGCCCCCGCGUCUUCUCGGACAACAACCUGAUCAACGGCAAGAACAACUUCGACUGCACCAAGAAGGCCGCGGGCGACAACACCAAGUGCACCUCCAACGCCGGCAUCUCCAAGUUCAAGUUCCAGACGGGCAAGACGCACCGCAUACGCCUCAUCAACUCGGGCGCCGACGGCGUGCAGCGCUUCUCCAUCGACCAGCACACCAUGACCGUCAUCGCCAACGACUUUGUGCCCAUCAAGCCCUACGACGCGAAGGUGGUGACUCUCGGCGUCGGCCAGCGCGUCGACGUCAUCGUCAAGGCCGACGCGGGCGCGUCCAAGAGCGCCUACUGGAUGCGCAGCAACCUGACCAGCUGCACGCUCGCGCGCCAGCCCCUCGCCGUGGCCGCCAUCUACUACGACGAGGACACGGGCGCGGACCCGACGAGCACGCCCUGGGACGUGGCCGACCCGGGCACGUGCGCCAACGACGACCUCGCCCUCACGGAGCCGCUCUUCCCCAUCCCGGCCUACAACCCCAGCUACGACCACACGUACAACGUCGAGCUCUUCCGCAACGCCUCCAACGUGACGCUGUGGAAGUUCGACGGCGUCAGCGCCCGCGUCAACAUGAACGCGCCCCCGCUCCUGCUCGCCAACCUGGGCAACACCAGCUUCCCGGCCGAGUGGAACGUGCACAACGUCGGCCGCAACACGUCGAUCCGCAUGGUCGUCGUCAACAAGACGCCCGCCUCGCACCCGAUGCACCUCCACGGCGCCAACUUCCAGGUUCUGGCCGAGGGCGUCGGCCAGUGGGACGGCACCACCGUCGUCAACGCGCAGAACCCCAUGCGCCGCGACGUGCAGCAGAUCCGCGGCGGCGGCUACCUGGUGCUGCAGUUCGAGUCGGACAACGCCGGCGCCUGGCCGUUCCACUGCCACAUCGCCUGGCACGCCUCGGGCGGCUUCUUCUCCACCUUCCUCGUCCAGCCCGACGAGAUCAAGGAGUUCCAGAUCCCGCUCAGCGUCGCCCAGACGUGCCGCGACUGGGCCGCCUACACCCAGACCAACGUGCCGCUGCAGAUCGACAGUGGCCUGUAAGUGAGGACAGUCAGAAACAGGUUCUUGGGUGUGGCGAUGGGGGACUCGGGUUGAGGGAGUUGGGGUCCACUUGAUGGCAUACCACCAGGAAGCGGCGGGGGAGUAUAAUAAUUACCAAUGGUUGUUGCUUUUUUUUUCAUGUAUAUCAGCAUAUAGAAACCAGCGGCAUUCAACCGAUUGUGAUUUCGUAC
Molecule: messenger RNA, 2222 nt
Organism: Gaeumannomyces tritici R3-111a-1
Lineage: Eukaryota; Fungi; Ascomycota; Sordariomycetes; Magnaporthales; Magnaporthaceae
Product: laccase-1
Exons: 3
Coding region: 244-2031 (595 amino acids)
Molecular function (GO): oxidoreductase activity; copper ion binding
Source: RefSeq, a predicted model, not a curated record